This is a messenger RNA of Adineta steineri, 414 nucleotides long. Lineage: Eukaryota; Metazoa; Rotifera; Eurotatoria; Adinetida; Adinetidae. The record is from the annotation of a GenBank genome assembly.
AUGGCAACACAAAAGGUUAAUAAAGAUCGUCUUUUUUUAACUCGACUUUCAGAAACUUAUAAAUGUCGAUCUGGUGAUAAUGUACUUCUUGAAUGUUAUCUUCGUUAUCAACGUAUUAAAUCUAUUGCAUGGUAUGCAAAAGGUGAACAUGUUGAUACACGAGGUGUGCGUAUAUGGUAUCAAUAUGUACCAACUACAGGUCAAUGUAUACUUUAUAUACGGUCUGUUAAUUAUGGUGAUGAAGGUUCAUACUGUUGUCAAGCAACAAGUAUUGAUAAUGUUGUUGAAACAUUAGAAAUUAAAAUAAAGAUUGAUAAUUCUGAUAAAACUUGGACUAAAAUUCCAAUACUUCAUAUGGCUGGACGAGUUAUGCCCGGUGACGUUAAACAAUUGAUUGCCAGUUGUCAAACAUAA